This is a messenger RNA of Paracoccidioides brasiliensis Pb18, 930 nucleotides long. RefSeq names its product snoRNA-binding rRNA-processing protein IMP4. Gene Ontology annotation, molecular function: snoRNA binding; rRNA primary transcript binding. Bases 1 to 930 code for a protein of 309 amino acids. Gene Ontology annotation, cellular component: Mpp10 complex; small-subunit processome; nucleolus. The record is from RefSeq and is a predicted model, not a curated record. The transcript has a single exon. Gene Ontology annotation, biological process: rRNA processing.
AUGUGCUUACAGAACCCGCAGCGUCGCCAAGCUCGUGAGCGCAGAGAUUACCUCUACCGAAAAGCUCUGCUUCUCCGCGAUGCUUCGAUAGCGGAGAAGCGCGCAAAGCUAAGGGCUUCUCUCGCGUCCGGAAAACCACUAGAUCCGUCCGUAGCUAAUGACAAGACGCUGCGCGAGGACUUCAAAUACGACGAAUCUCUUCCAUCAUCUUCGAAACUGGGAGACGCCAACUCCAAAGAUUCCGACCUUCUUGACCUCGACGACGAAUAUGUUCUCACCUCUGGCAUCGUUGAUCCUCGUCCUCUUAUUACAACCUCUCGCUCCCCUUCCGCACGGCUCAGCACGUUUGCGAAGGAGAUGCGAUUACUCAUUCCAACGUCAAUACGGAUAAAUCGAGGAAACCUAGUCAUCCCCGAUCUUCUAGCAAGCGCCAAGGCAUCCGCUCUCUCCGAUAUGAUCGUACUGCAUGAGCAUCGUGGUACACCCACAGCUAUAACCAUAUCUCACCUCCCCCAUGGCCCAACGGCCAGCUUCUCUUUACACAAUGUCAUGUUACGAGCAGAUAUUCCCAACUCCGCACGUGGAACCGUUUCAGAAAGCUACCCUCAUCUAAUUUUUGAAGGGUUUACUACUAAACUGGGUGCCCGUGUCGUCAAAAUUCUGAAGCAUAUUUUUCCCCCACGCGAAGUCAAUGGGAAACUUGGAAGCAGAGUUGUCACUUUCGAAAACAUAGAGGAUAGUAUAGAAGUACGGCAUCACGUGUUCGUUAAGACGGGAUACCAGUCUGUUGAAUUAGCUGAAGUUGGACCGCGAAUGACGAUGAAACUAUUCCAAAUUCGGGGAGGGACAUUGGAGAAAGAUUCCGGUGGCGAGCUUGAAUGGGCACUGAGUCAAUAUACGAGGACAAGUAGGAAGAAGGAUUAUUUGUGA